This is a messenger RNA of Momordica charantia (bitter melon), 1603 nucleotides long. Its product is annotated as LisH/CRA/RING-U-box domains-containing protein. NCBI's taxonomy places the organism in Eukaryota, Viridiplantae, Streptophyta, Magnoliopsida, Cucurbitales, Cucurbitaceae. The record is from RefSeq and is a predicted model, not a curated record. Gene Ontology annotation, cellular component: cytoplasm; nucleus; GID complex. Gene Ontology annotation, biological process: proteasome-mediated ubiquitin-dependent protein catabolic process. Gene Ontology annotation, molecular function: ubiquitin protein ligase activity; protein binding.
CAAAAGUGUCCAUUCCAAUUUUCACCCUUAACAAAAAAAAAAAAGAAAAAAGGUUCAUUCCAGCUUUGAACAGAAACAGAAUUCCUCUCCAAGCUUCCAUCUCUGUUUGUCUCUGCCUUUGCGUCUAUGGAGGUUGAUGCCAUUCCCAACGGCUCCGCGACUGAAACCGCCAUGGCAAAUGUCGCCGCCGCAGCAAUUACCCCUCCGCCCUCGAAGUUCAGCGGAUUGGCGGAGUCUCUAAAGCUGGAACAUCAGUUUAUUAGGGUUCCCUUUGAGCACUACAAGAAGACGAUUCGAGCUAAUCAUCGAGUCGUAGAGAAGGAGGUCUCCGCGGUGAUAUCGAGCGUCACUGAUGCCGCUGACCGCGAUGCUAUGUCGAGGGAAGAGGCCGUACACCACUUCAAUUCGCUCGUAUCCAGAUUGCAAGGGUUGAAGAGAAAGUUGGAAGAAGGCAGUCGCACCGAGCAGAUGCAAGCACAGAAGUGUCGCGCUAGACUAGGCCAUUUAGAAUCGGCCGAUGCUGAUAAUUUGACCGAAUGGAACAGCACACGCUUGAAAAGGAUCCUUGUGGACUAUAUGUUGCGGAUGUCAUAUUUCGACACUGCAAUGAAGUUAUCAGAAAGCGCCAACAUUCAGGAUCUUGUCGACAUUGAUGUCUUUCAAGAAGCCAAAAGGGUUAUUGAUGCCCUUCAGAACAAGGAGAUAGCACCUGCACUUUCCUGGUGUGCUGAUAACAAGUCGAGGUUGAAGAAGUCCAAGAGCAAAUUUGAGUUUCAACUGAGGCUUCAAGAGUUCAUAGAAUUGGUGCGGGCUGACAAGAAUAUGCAAGCUAUUACCUAUGCACGAAAGUACCUUGCUCCAUGGGGAGCCACCCAUAUGAAAGAAUUGCAGCGUGUCAUGGCAACUUUAGCUUUCAAGAGUAGUACAGAGUGUGCUGUAUACAAGGUCUUAUUUGAACCAAAACAGUGGGAUAAUCUCGUGGACGUAUUUAGACAGGAGUUCUGCAAAAUAUAUGGCAUGACACUCGAGCCAUUGCUUAAUAUUUAUCUGCAAGCUGGCUUGUCUGCUCUCAAAACUCCAUACUGUUAUGAGGAUGAUUGCACCAAGGAAGACCCACUGUCACAGGAAAGUUUUAGGAAGCUGGCAGUGCCAUUGCCUUACUCGAAGCAGCAUCACUCAAAGCUCGUGUGCUACAUAACGAAAGAGCUCAUGGACACUGAGAACCCACCACAAGUUCUUCCGAAUGGCUACGUCUACAGCACCAAGGCUCUCGAAAAAAUGGCCAAGGAAAACAGUGGUAAGAUCACCUGUCCAAGAACAGGCUUUGCGUGCAACUAUUCAGAGUUGGUUAAGGCAUACAUAUCAUAAACCUCUGCAUGUGGAGUUGCGAUGCAUGUGAAGAUGGAAAUCGUAUUUCCGUAUCCCGACUCUUAUACUUGGUUUGUUUACUGCUGAAUUGGCAAAGGUGAAUUUAGGGAAACCGACAUGUGAAUGUUUUGUUUCUGUAAAAAACAAACACUUCAAUUCUUACAAAACAGAUUCGGUUAUAUGUUGGGAGAACGAUGACAUGUAAAUGAAAAUUAUACAAACUGUAUUCAUUCUA